Messenger RNA from Chrysoperla carnea, 774 nucleotides. RefSeq lists its product as uncharacterized. Bases 1 to 774 code for a protein of 257 amino acids. The record is from RefSeq and is a predicted model, not a curated record. The transcript is spliced from 6 exons. NCBI's taxonomy places the organism in Eukaryota, Metazoa, Arthropoda, Insecta, Neuroptera, Chrysopidae.
AUGACCAAUCCCAAAAAGAAAAGUGGGCGAGAAGGAAAAUUGUUGCAAAAAUUAAAAAAGGGUUCUGUUCCACAAUUGAAUUUGGACCUACCGCAGAAAGUAAAAAACAAGAAGGCUCGAAAUUCAGGCAUCAAUUUCAGUUCGACACAAAGUUCCCACUUUCCUGGUCAAAUAGACAAUGUGGUUCCUCAUUCAGGCAUUGAUGGAAAUUUGCCAAGAUCGUACCUUGCCACUUGCAAUCCAAAUCCAGUCCAACAGAAUACACAUACUUUCAGGAUCGACGCUGCCUCUACGUCACAAACGUGCAAUAAAAAUUCUAGUUCCUCUCCAGCCAAAUCAAAUACACAACAUUUAGGCAUCGAUUUCCAAGUCGAUUCUAGUACUACACAAACUUCCCACCUUCCAGAUACAAUUCAAAAUAAUUCAGGAGUGAGCAACAUCGACUCCAUAAAAUCUCUCAGUUUACAGUACGAAACUUCUCUUGAUCAAGAAUAUACGAAUGGUCAGACUUCAGAAAUGUUUCACAAGCUAGAAUCUUUGCAAACUGAAAAUGAGCAAUUGAAACGCGACAAGGAGGAAAUGGAGGGAACGAUACUAAAUUUGAGAAAAGAGAUGAAACAGAAAGAAAGAAAUAAAGAAAAAGAGAUUGAAAGAACGGUCAAAAAAAUUUUGAGUCAGUGUUUUACACGGGGACAAGUGAAAAAAUUGAUUAAACAAAAACGCGUUAAAUGGACUGCGGAGGAUAUUCAAGCAGCUAUUCUUUACGAUGCAUGA